AUGUACCGUCUCGCCGAUAAUCUUGGUAUGGAUGCGCUCAAGAUCCUGGCUGCCAAUGAUCUCCGGAUGAAUCUAGAUGAGCUAUUUUCACAAUUCACUUCCUGGUAUCCGGAACUGUUGGAGACACAAGUCGAGUUCUUCUGUGACAACUGCCUUGACAGCGGCAUCCUCCCCGCGCUCGAGCAGAAGAUAUCGGCCAUCGUUACUGGCCGGUUGCCCCACGCGGAUGCUGUACUCAAUCGCCUGUUCCGUGCAUGGGUCGGCAGGGCGCCAACACCCAAAAGUAUGCCCGCAUUGUCUGCCGUACUACAGAGUAUUCCAGGGGACGAGCCGCAAGCGGAACACAGAGGUAAAACAUCUGCAUCUUCUGGUAAGCCGGUGUGCAAACCGCAUGACCAUUUUCCUCCCUCCUUCGUUCCCAGUUGGGGGCUACAUAGAUAG
Messenger RNA from Sparassis crispa, 441 nucleotides. RefSeq lists its product as hypothetical. The transcript is spliced from 3 exons. Bases 1 to 441 code for a protein of 146 amino acids. The record is from RefSeq and is a predicted model, not a curated record. Lineage: Eukaryota; Fungi; Basidiomycota; Agaricomycetes; Polyporales; Sparassidaceae.